Molecule: messenger RNA, 1911 nt
Organism: Epithele typhae
Lineage: Eukaryota; Fungi; Basidiomycota; Agaricomycetes; Polyporales; Epitheliaceae
Exons: 3
Coding region: 1-1911 (636 amino acids)
Source: RefSeq, a predicted model, not a curated record
AUGCUUAUACGCCUUGCACCUGCACUCAUCGCGUACUUGUCCGUGGUACUCGCGCGCGCGAGCCUCGCGACAUCGUCCGGUGUCGAUGUCGAUGAAGCUGACGGAAGUAUGCCUCUUCCACCUCCAGACAACCUGCCACCCAGUCCAGCACGCGACGAGAUUCGUCAACGCAUCAGCGAGAUCGAGGCCGGAGCCGUCGAUGGGCUGACAUCCGCUCUGGAAGACGAGCGGCGGGCCCUGUACACCAAGUGGAACAGCACGCUUCCCAUUCAAACCCGUCUGCCCAUCGAGCUCCUCCUCCGUGUCUUCGCCGCCUGCUUCCAGCCCGCUCGCCCCGUCGAUGACGAUCCCAAACGGACCCACAGACGGCGCAAGGUGCUCCUCCUCGUCUGUCGGGCGUGGCGCGAUCUCAUCGAGUCUGCGCCUGAUCUAUGGACUUUCAUCACCACACACAUGCCCCGACGACUCUACGAGCUCGUCCUGUCCCGCUGCAAGCAUGCCACGCUGGAUAUCUCCUUCGACCGGGAGUCGGAAUGGUUAUUUGGGGGUGUCCCUCUCUCCCCCGACCUCGCACCUCUCAUCCUUCCCGAAGAAGACGUUCCAAAAACGGUGAUGAUGAAGACGAGGGGAGCCAGACGGGUGAUGGCGAAUGGCGCUCUUUACUCCCGCACGUACUCGAUGUCGUUUCUCCAAGCCCUCUUCUGCGAUAGAACCUGGCCCGCUCUCCAAGCGUUGUGCAUCUUCGAUGCCGGAGCGGUGAAGGAUAUUCUCUGCGUCACCUCGAACUUCUUCCCGAACCUUCAGCACCUCCAGCUUGAAGGCGUGAUGUUCCCCACUGAGCCGACGAUGUUUCCUCGCUUCAGGUCGCUUGACCUCAGCGGUGCAAGGACUCGGCGGCUACCCCUUGAAGACCUUCUCAUCUGUCUCUCCUCGGCCCAUUACCUUGAAAAACUGUCGCUGAACGUGGACGGUCCUAUAAUCAGCAACUCACGCGAGGUGGCUCAUCCACCCCAACUUCGUCUUCCCUUAGAGCUACCGCAUCUGUCCUCUCUGGGAAUCGGUUCCAACAGUAACGACGAGAUGGUGUUGCUCCUUCACGCCUUCCCUCUCAUCAGGUCCCCCACUGCUCUCGACUUUCUGUACAUUUCCAACGAUGACUGGCGCCAACCUCCCCCAAACACCAACUCAGGCCGCGGUCCCAGCAUCGUGGAUGCCUUCUUCCCGACUCGCGCACCUGAUACGACGCCCAUUCCCAUCCCCCCUUCCGUGCGCAAUCUGUACAUCUAUCUUCCCAUGGAGAUCACGGGGUUUUCCACCACCGAUCGGUACAGUGGAAAACCUGAGAAAGUCAGACUGUUCACGUGGAGGGCCGAGCCAUUCGACGACCACGUCGACGAGGAGGGACCGCAGAACCUCUACGGUCUAUCUAACGCCAUCGACGACGUCCUCAUUUUGUUCCGGCACAUCCCCCUCACCCAGCUCACGUUCAUCGCCCAUGGCCCGUUGCACCCUGCCGAUAACCGGUGGGACGAGCUCUUCCGCGCGUUCCCCGCGCUUGAGUACCUCUACGUCGUCGGGGACGGGACUCCCAUUGCUUUCCUCCGCGCGCUCAUUCCUUCAUCCGUCGAUGGCGACUCACCUUCACCCUGUACGGCCCUGGAAAGCUUGACGUAUAUGGUCAACCCGUCGAACGUGGAGGAUACGAAGGCAACCUUUGAAGCUACGAUCGAUUGCCUCCGGGCUCGCGCGAUACGAGGGAUGCAUCCUCUGCGGGAGCUGCAUAUACAUGUGGAGCUGCCGAAGAGGCGUGGUAAGAAGUGGAAAACCCUGGUCGAUGUCGAGCCGUACUUGGCGCAGCUGCGCGAGAUGGUGUCGGGGGGGUUCGAGUUCUUGGAUGUGCACAGUAAUUGA